UCUGUUCGGUCGUUCUGCGCCUGCUGGCUGUGGUCAGCGCUGACGGCAGUGCCCUAGUCCCCAUCCUGCUGUUCAUUCCUCAAGUCGCACUUGCCAGCUUGUACGCAAAAAACGUACAGGUAUUACACGACAAGACACUUUGCGCGACGAUUCCAGUCGCAAAUUUGUACUCAAAACCAACGCGACCACAGCUACUUCUUUUUUGUUUCUUCGACCGUGCGGUGCGUAGUGUUGAAAAUCGCGAUCAAGGGAUAGCGAUAAAUGCAGUUGACAUUGUGCGCAUCGGCAAACGACAAGAAUCGUUGCAAAUGUAUUCAGUAAUGGGAAAUGAGAAUUCACAACAUAACGACUGUCCCAGAGCCAAAAAGAGCAAAACCGAUGACGAUAUUUCACCAUGCACGGUGGGCGGCAAUCCGCCGGCCCCGGACAGCUGUUGGGAGCGGCUGCCAGCCGUGAUACUCGACGACAUCUUCCACUAUCUUAGUUUUGAAGAUAGUAUUCGUGCUUCGAGUACAUGCCGCAACUGGAGGCAGAGUUUAUAUCAUCCAAGAAAAUGGCAAAAAGUAAAUUUUGUGAUAGAGCCAAAACAACUAGACAAAGCUCAAUACUUCCGCACGCGCGCUGGUCACAUUGCCACCCACGCAAACGUGCGCUUCAACUCGAUCGACCCCGCGUGUGUUGUCGAGUUCCUGCAUCUAUUCAAUUGCUUCGCCAGCAGUAACAACAUCAAAUCGCUGAACAUCGAGCCAUCACAUUGCACCGUCGAGAUUCCUGAGUGUUGGCUGCAGACAGCAGCAAACACAGACAACGCUGAAGAGUUUUCUCUUUUUAAAGUAUUCGCUGACAUCUACACUCGACAGUCUUUGAAUGUCCUAACGCUGGGCUGCAAUGAAGAGCUGUUUGAAUCGUUGCCAGAUAUCCUUGCCCUUCUCGACCAGAAAAAGGCCGACAAUAUCGAAACAUUGGCACUGGCAACAGUCAAAGAAGAUCCUUGCAAUUAUCUAAUGCAGAAUCUUGACGCCAAGCAAUUGGUGAUGUUUCGGCGGUUGCAGAUUUUCAGUUUGGAUUACGAUAAUCUUAGCGAUGAUGUUUUGCAUGCGUUGCGGGAGGUGGACGAUUUGAGGCGACUUGUUGUACAUGUGCAUGGCAUCUGGGAUAAACAUCCCGGCACUAGCGAGGAUGCUUGGUUAAAGUUUAAAAAACGACAUCCUGAGUGUCUUCUGCGAUUAUCUUGCAUACAUUCAACGGAUGAAGUGAAACAUUUGCACACUAAGGUGUUGAAGGGUAACAUGCCGUUGAGUCAUUUGAAGGUGCUAUUUUGUGAGCAGAUGAAUUUGAGUGUUCUGCGAAAUUGGCGAUGUACCGUGAACCUUUCUGGUAUUUUAAUCGACAAGCAGCCGAUGAUAUACAAACCCCAGGAACUCAUAAUACUAGCGCAUGGUUGUGCAGCAUUGAAGCAACUUGUCGUCAUCGGUUACAAGUUCUGCGAGGAAGACUAUGCUGGCAUUGCUAAACUACGUGCCGAUACUAUGCGCGGCGUCUAUGAGGUCGCAAAUUCCGAUCUUUAUCCCUCUGCGGGUGCUACAACAGUCAACAUAACCAAGCAUUACUUCGCAAGUUCUGGGAAGAUGCUGUAUGCUGCUGCCUAA
Molecule: messenger RNA, 1649 nt
Organism: Dalotia coriaria
Lineage: Eukaryota; Metazoa; Arthropoda; Insecta; Coleoptera; Staphylinidae
Product: F-box only protein 39-like
Exons: 6
Coding region: 309-1649 (446 amino acids)
Biological process (GO): positive regulation of protein ubiquitination
Molecular function (GO): protein binding
Source: RefSeq, a predicted model, not a curated record